AUGGCGUAUGCUCAACAAGAUCCCAGCAUGCAGUUUUACUCUGCAAACUACGGCAACGCAUACCAGCUGCCCGCAAUGGACACGUCUAAUCUUGGAUCAAUGAACACAGGUUUUGGAGCCAAUUACGAUGUAUCGGGUGAUAUGGGCGGUGGAGAACUCACGCCUGGUAUCAUGGCUGCAUUCGGCACAUCUGGGUACCCACUGGAACCUCCUUUAUUGCAGGAGUUGGGCAUCAAUUUCGAACAUAUCAAGGGUAAAACAUUGACUGUCUUGAAUCCGCUCAAGAGAGACGUAAAUCCUGACAUUAUGAACGAUCUGGAUUUGGCUGGCCCCAUAAUUUUUGUGUUACUUUUCGGUACAUUGCUACUAUUGGCAGGAAAAGUCCAGUUUGGAUAUGUUUAUGGUGUAGGACUCUUUGGAGUGAUCAGCUUACAUUAUUUGUUCAAACUCAUGAGCCAUGAAAUCCAAAUUGAUUUGACACGGUCUGCGCUGAUCAUCGGCUACUGCUUGUUGCCUCUCGUGCUUGUGUGUGCUUUGGGACUAGUGGUGUCAUUGGAUCUGAUGUUCGGCUACAUUUUGAGUGGAUUAGCUGUGUCAUGGUGUACGUACGCUGCAUCUGGGUUGUUCGUGACUGUCUUGAAACUCCAUAAUGUUCGUCCGUUGAUUGCAUAUCCGCUAGGACUAUUCUACUUCGUGUUUGCCUUGAUGGCCAUUUUUGUGGAGAACAAGCCUCUAGUGAAGAAAUAG
Australozyma saopauloensis is the source of this 747-nucleotide messenger RNA. It is a transcript of the gene TIP1, whose product is annotated as transporter. Gene Ontology annotation, cellular component: trans-Golgi network. The coding region runs from base 1 to 747 and encodes 248 amino acids. Gene Ontology annotation, biological process: vesicle fusion with Golgi apparatus; endoplasmic reticulum to Golgi vesicle-mediated transport. The transcript has a single exon. The record is from RefSeq and is a predicted model, not a curated record. NCBI's taxonomy places the organism in Eukaryota, Fungi, Ascomycota, Pichiomycetes, Serinales, Metschnikowiaceae.